AUGGCUACCAGAAAAGUGUUAAUUGGUGGGGGCACAGGCUUUAUUGGAAGUCAUUUAGGGGAGCUGCUUGGAACCAAAGGCUACAAUGUAGUAAAUAUAGCUCGUAUGCCUGGUGCUAAUAAUAUUUCAUGGACCACUUUGGAGAAUUCAGGCUUACCCAUGAGGUCAUGUGCUGUGGUCAAUUGUGCUGGACAACAGUUUAUGGACUUUACAAAAUCUUGGACACCUGGAUUUAAGCAAAAUGUACAAAACUCGAGAGUUUAUACAACAAAAGCACUUGCAACUGCAAUUAACAAAUGUUUAGAUAAACCAAAGGUGUUUGUCGUUCUAACUGGUGUUGGGGCUUAUGAACCUUCAGAGUGCAAUAAAUACGAUGAGAGCAGUCCCACCACAGGAAUUGAUUUCUUCUCUCGACUGACGAUAGAAUGGGAAAAAGCUGCCAAAGUAGAUCCACCUGUAAGGCUUGUUAUAAUUCGUUCUGGUGCAGUACUGGGUCGUUGGGGAGGUAUGAUCAAGAAUAUGUUUCUUCCGUUCUACUUAGGCCUUGGCGGCCGCAUUGGCAGUGGCAAGCAAUACCUACCAUGGAUCCACAUAGAGGACCUCAUCCGGCUAAUUAUUUUUGCUAUUGAGAAUGAUAAUGUCAAUGGUAUUCUGAACGGCGUAUCCCCGCAAGUUAUUACCAACAAUGACUUCACACAAUCAUUUGCUAAAGCUUUGAAAAGACCUGCUUUUUUGCCAGUACCUGAGCCGAUUUUAAAUAUGUUACUAAAUCAUGAGAGGGCCAUGAUAAUGACUAAAGGACAGUACGUCAUACCAAAGAGGGUACAAGAAUUUGGCUUUCGUUACAAAUACGAUAACAUAGAUGAUGCCUGCAAAGAGUUUGCACACCUCUGUCCGAAGAAACAUCCUCUUAAAUAA
This is a messenger RNA of Spodoptera littoralis (African cotton leafworm), 918 nucleotides long. NCBI's taxonomy places the organism in Eukaryota, Metazoa, Arthropoda, Insecta, Lepidoptera, Noctuidae. The record is from the annotation of a GenBank genome assembly.